AUGGCUUCUGUAUAUCGGUCUGUCGGUCGGCCAGCGGCGGCGGAGAAUGAAGAAGAAGAUUACGGCUCCGGCGGACGGUGCGGCGGCAGAGGAAUUGUUGAAACCCUAGAAGAGGCGGGUGAUUUUGUUGGUGGCAACAGCGGCGACAAUGUUAGUUGCGAUAGUAAGAUAGUGGCAAUGUUGACUGCCGUUCUAAUUUUGGGUCUAGAUUUAGGCUAUGGUCAGGAAUAUGGGUCGAGUGAAGGAGUUGGAGGAAAUUGUGGAAGAGGAGGGAGAGGCUGUGGUGGCAUCGGGUCCAGUAGUGGUUCUAGCUAUGGCAGUGGCUUUGGAUAUGAAAGUGGUAGUAGAAGGGGCAAUGGAGGUAGAGGUGGGAACAAUUCUAACAAUUGUUCAAGCUACGACAAUGGUUUUGAGGUGGAUUUUGUUGGUGGUGUUUGCAAUUGGUGUUGGUUGUGGUGGCAGUGUUGGUGA
Olea europaea var. sylvestris is the source of this 471-nucleotide messenger RNA. RefSeq names its product putative glycine-rich cell wall structural protein 1. The coding region runs from base 1 to 471 and encodes 156 amino acids. The record is from RefSeq and is a predicted model, not a curated record. NCBI's taxonomy places the organism in Eukaryota, Viridiplantae, Streptophyta, Magnoliopsida, Lamiales, Oleaceae. The transcript has 2 exons.